AUGGCUAGUGCAAUGCAUCUCGUAGUUUUUCUUUUGUCAUGUACUGCAGGAUAUGGUACAUCGCAACAAGAAUGUCAAGUGGCACAGAAAAUAACAAAGUACGGUGAAGUGUACAUUGUGGGCAUAUUCUCUAUGUGGUCGCAAUAUAAUCAGAGCGUCUACGAUGUUGAAGCGAUGAUUCACCACUUAGCUAUAACACGUUCCGGAGGAAAUCAGAUUGGGUAUGUCUCAUAUGAUAUAUGCAACAAUACAAACUUGCUAGUUGAGAUCUUGCUAUCAUUAGCACUUGGAAAGGAAUACAGAAGCGAAACUAACCCCGAUCCUCUGCGGCCUCCAAUCAUGGGGCAAAUAGAAUGUCAAUGCAAGAAAUCAAAUGUCUUAGUUGUGCUGGGAUAUAUGCCUGAGUUCUUGAUUAGACUUACUGCUAAUAUUUUAUUACCAACAAGGAUACCAUUUUGUUCAAAUAACCAAUUUUCAAUCUUUCCAGACGUAGCGAAUUCUCACCCACAUUACGUACCUGUAUUCGAAGAUGGAGAACCAUACAAUCACCUUCUACGAUUAAUUACUAAAUUCCAAUGGAAAAAUAUUGGUUUGAUUACAAUAGGAAAAGACAAGGUAAAGUUUUCCCAAGUGCUUAACGAGACGUGGAACGUUUUAACAAAUGAAAAAACAGACAUCUGUGUGUCGGCUAACACAAACGUUAACGAUAUAGAAGUCCUUUCUUCAAACAAAAAUAUCAGCGUUGUUAUAAUUUGGGGUACGGAUAGAGAUUUGCAAAAAUUUCUCUAUAGUUUAAAAAAUAUUACAGGAAUAACUUGGAUAGCUAUUAUAAGUCGGAGUUUUCUUUUCAGACUGUCAUACAUUCCUAAAAAUACAGUUGAUGGUUUAUUUGCACUAAUGGACAAAUACGGUUCGGAUAGCGUAGACUAUCUAUCUUAUACGUUAAGCAAAAUAACCAAGUUGACUGCAGAUCGUUGGAUACAGAAGUUUUUUAACAUCUCCAAUGCGACAGAUGACACGUCAUUGAAGGACUUUUUAAACCAUCAACAAGUACGCCUUUACAGUUACCUUUAUCGUAUUCUCCUAGUGUUUUCAAGCAGAGACAAAGCAGAAUCUAGUGCAGAAAAUACGUGGUCUAAGAGUGUGGAGUGGAUUCGAAAUGCUGUAUUAUUUUUCAAUUUUGACUUUACUGGUCUUACUCUAUCUGGAUUCACCGAAGUCUCAAGAAUUACAUUUCCAUCCAAUGAAAUACCAAACAAUUUAUAUUGGUCUCAAAAUGCAACAAACCCAACUGUUUCACAAUGCUUUCAAAAACCUUGUCAACCAGGCUGGGAAUCUAAAUUUAAAAGUUUACUUUCGAAUGAAACUAAAUGGGGAAGAGCCUACGGCUGGACUUGCAGGAGGUGCAAAACAGGAUUUUUUAAGUCGGUAUACGGCACACAACCCUGCGAACCGUGUAGUGGCCUAACCAUACCUGUAUAUGAUGCUACCAGUUGUUAUGAUCCGUAUAAAGAAACAUUUGUUGACUAUAAAAACCCAACUGCAAUAUUUGCUUUAGCACUGGCGGGAUGUGGAAUGUGCAUUGCACUCUUCAUUUUCAUGGUGUUCUUUAAAUACCGGAAAACGCCUUGCGUUAAAAGCACAGACAGUAGGCGAACAUUUGUCCAACUAAUCAAUACAAUCUUCUUCUAUCCAAUAUUUAUAAUGCUGGUAAUGACAAAACCAACGAUUGUAACCUGUACUGCUAUUCCAUUUUAUGUAGGGUUAGCAUUUACACUAGUAUGUUCAAUAACUUUAGCAAAAACGCAGAGACUACUCUUUGCGUUUCAAGCCAAGUUAAAGCUCUCUCAUACACAAGUUGUGUUGACUAGAGCAGCUGAAGUCGUAAUUGUAGCCAUCUCUGUUUUAGCUCAAUGUUCCUUGUUCGCAAUAACGUUGGUUAGUAAGCCAGUGAAAGUGUUGUCCACCCUUGACAAGGAAAGCAUGGAAAGGCACAUGUUCUGCAACACGGACAGCCAUCUGCAUAUUCAGAUUGCGUUUCUGUUAGUUCUAACAAUUAUGUGUAACAUUCAAGCGUUCCGUGCAAGGACGUUGCCCCAAAAUUUUAAUGAAGCAAAGGACAUUGUGUACGCGGCAUUAAUCACAAAUUUAUGCUUAAUCAGCAUAUUCCCAUUAUAUUAUAGCCAGGUGGUUCAGUCAAAAAAAACAUUGGUCAACAUAUUCGUACUUCUUCUAACAAAUAUAUUCUACAUGCCCUUUCUUUACAGUAACAAAGUGUACAUUAUAUUAUUUCAACCAAGUCGGAACACUACGCAAGCAUUCCGUGAAUCCAUGUUGCAAGAAAUGAAGAAGAAAGUUGCUAAAGCCACAACGAAAAGAGAACGUAAAUCGCUGGAGAAGAAAAAGUCAGGCCAAUCCGCCUAA
This is a messenger RNA of Hydractinia symbiolongicarpus, 2424 nucleotides long. Its product is annotated as vomeronasal type-2 receptor 116-like. Lineage: Eukaryota; Metazoa; Cnidaria; Hydrozoa; Anthoathecata; Hydractiniidae. Gene Ontology annotation, molecular function: G protein-coupled receptor activity. Gene Ontology annotation, cellular component: membrane. Gene Ontology annotation, biological process: G protein-coupled receptor signaling pathway. The record is from RefSeq and is a predicted model, not a curated record. Bases 1 to 2424 code for a protein of 807 amino acids. The transcript has a single exon.